This is a messenger RNA of Moneuplotes crassus, 943 nucleotides long. NCBI's taxonomy places the organism in Eukaryota, Ciliophora, Spirotrichea, Euplotida, Euplotidae. The record is from the annotation of a GenBank genome assembly.
AUGUAUAAUCACGGUCAGAGCCCCAACAAAACUGUUUUCAGAGAUAGUGAAUACUUCGGACAGAUCAAUAAGUUCGGAAAACAUUUCAGGACAGUUGAUAGAAGGAGAGAAAUCUGGAGAGAGCCAGAUAGUGAGGAAGAAAGGGAAGUUAGGAGCAGAGGGAAUAGUAACGUCCUUAGUCGGUUCCCAAUGUUGAGGAAAUAAGCAGACAAGGAGAUAUAAUGAUACUUUCCAGCAAGAUAAUGCUCCUAAAAGCCUUGAUAAGUGCCUUAAGCCAAGAGUUUUGGUGAAUAAGGAUAAAGUUAGGAGAAAGAUAAAUUUAAAGAAAAUUCCGAUAUGAAAUAAAAGUCUUUCGAAAACAUUAGCUGCAAAGAAAUCUAAGGUGAAAGCUCGAUACUUAAGAGAACCGAAAAAUAGUUCAAGUAUGAUCGAUUCUAAAUUUCUAAGAAAAGGAGACCAUGUCCGUUCUCAUCAAAGAGUCCAGAGCAGUUUAGAAUAUAAUGAUAGUACAACAUCGUAUGACACCUCCCAAGUAUAUCUGAAUUCCUCAAACAACUUUGAGACAUUCCGAUCUGGAGAACAAAAAUCCAAACAAAGAUAUGAAAUCCUAAAGAAUUUCACUAAAAUUCAAAGAAUCAUAAGAAAUUCUUUCAAGUACAUUGAGAACAGAGAGAAAGACAUCAAGCGGAAAGAAGAAGCAGAUCCUCUAUUCGACUCUAAGUACUCUUUAGCUCUCCUGAGGAAAGAAAAUCCUGAGUAUAGACAACAUCUAAGGAACAUUAGAAAAAUGGGGACCAUUUUAAAGGAACUCGGACCGACUGAGUCAAAGACCAGGGCUAAAUGUUAUCCUACGUACAAGUACUACCAGAGUUACGAAUAAGGUAUGCUAAUAAUUUUGGAGAACUGUAGUUAACAAAGAAAAUGAUUAAAAUAAUUUUGAUAG